CUAUCCCACUCCCCAGGAAGAGGUAGAGGCUCGCGGGAGCCGUCCCAGGCUGCCCCUUCCCCUCCCCUUCUCCCUGGUGGUCCCUAACGAAUUAGGAGGUUUGGUGACCACGUUGCCUGGCAACAGGUCCACUUCCCUGCCUCAUUCUCUACAACGCUUGGUUCCUCACAGAUCCCACUUUUUGCCUGCGCGGCACAGCCCUUAGUCCAGAUGCCACUCAUGCCGAUGGCGUCAGUGAUGGCAGUGGCUGAACCCAAAUGGGUGUCGGUCUGGAGCCGUCUCCUGUGGCUGGCCCUGCUGAGCAUGGCUCUGGGCUCACUGCUGGCCCUGCUGCUGCCGCUGGCAGCUGUGGAAGAGCAGUAUCUAGCCGUGCUUCGAGGCUUCCACCUGCUCAGGAGCAAGCUGGACAGGGUCACCAAGGGCACCUGCCCUUCCACAGAGCUAAGCGUCACCUCCGGAGACGUGGGGCUGCUGACGGUCAAGACUAAGGCAUCUGCAGCAGGGAAGCUGGAAGCCAAGGCUGCACUAAACCAAGCCCUGGAGAUGAAGCGCCAAGGUAAGAGAGAGAAAGCCCACAAGCUCUUCCUGCACGCCCUCAAGAUGGACCCCGGCUCCGUCGAGGCGCUCAAUGAGUUUGGCAUCUUCUCAGAAGAAGGCAAGGACAUCAUCCAGGCGGAUUACCUCUACACCAGGGCACUGACCAUUUCGCCCUUCCACAAGAAAGCGCUGGUGAACCGGGACCGGACGCUGCCGCUGGUGGAGGAGAUCGACCAGAGGUACUUCAGCAUCAUUGACAGCAAAGUGCGGAAGGUCAUGUCCAUCCCCAAGGGGAGCGCAGCGCUGCGCAGGGUCAUGGAGGAGACCUACUACCACCACGUCUACCACACGGUGGCCAUCGAGGGCAACACCCUCACCCUCUCCGAGAUCAGGCACAUCCUGGAGACGCGCUACGCGGUGCCCGGGAAGAGCCUGGAGGAGCAGAACGAGGUGCUCGGCAUGCACGCGGCCAUGAAGUAUGUCAACACCACCCUGGUGUCCCGCAUCGGGUCCGUCACCAUGGACGACAUGCUGGAGAUCCACAGGAGGGUGCUAGGGCACGUGGACCCAGUGGAGGCGGGCAGGCUGCGGAGGACGCAGGUCCUGGUGGGACAGCACGUCCCGCCCCAUCCCCGGGAUGUGGAGAAGCAGAUGCAGGACUUCACACAGUGGCUCAACUCAGAGGACGCCAUGAACCUGCACCCGGUUGAGUUCGCAGCCUUGGCCCACUACAAACUUGUGUACAUCCACCCCUUCAUAGACGGCAACGGGAGGACCUCCCGCCUGCUGAUGAACCUGAUCCUCAUGCAGGCCGGGUACCCGCCCAUCACCAUCCGGAAGGAGCAGAGGUCCGAGUACUACCACGUACUGGAAGUUGCCAACGAGGGCGACGUGCGGCCUUUCAUCCGAUUCAUUGCCAAGUGUACGGAGGUGACGCUGGACACGCUGCUCCUCGCCACCACUGAGUACUCCGUGGCGCUGCCAGAAGCCCAGCCUAACCAUUCUGGGUUCAAGGAGACACUUCCUGUGAGGCCCUAACCACUGGGCGGUAGAGGAAGCCAGGAGAUGGCAUUCAGAGAGCGCUUGCUUCCUAGAAACAUAGCUCACCCCGGCAGCAAAGGAGACCUUUAAACAUUCUUUACCUCUGCAUAUUUUUUAGUUGAGAAAGAAAACUAAAUUAUUGGGCCUGUCUUUAGGGUAAUUUAUAGUUGAGCCAAGUUAUUUAUUUAUUUUUGAGUGAGCAAGCUAGCAGUGCUGGCUGUGGCCACAGUCUGUGGU
Acomys russatus (golden spiny mouse) is the source of this 1815-nucleotide messenger RNA. RefSeq names its product FIC domain protein adenylyltransferase (gene Ficd). Gene Ontology annotation, molecular function: protein binding. Bases 211 to 1575 code for a protein of 454 amino acids. Lineage: Eukaryota; Metazoa; Chordata; Mammalia; Rodentia; Muridae. The record is from RefSeq and is a predicted model, not a curated record. The transcript has 2 exons.